AGCUUCGGCGCAUGCGCGGUGCGGGGAGGCGGCCGGCGGGCAGCGCGCAGGCGCAGUGCGCGUUUCCUGGCUCCCUUGUCAGUGCCGGGCGUCCCCCCCCAACCCCUACCCCCCCCCCCAGCCCCUCGGCCUCCGCUGACGGCCGCUCCCUCUCCCGCUGCCCGGAGCGGAGUCGCGUUGACUGACCAGAGUCCGCGAAUCCCGCUCCGCUCCUCUCGCCUCAGGAAUAUCCUGGACUCGGAAUGUCUCUACAUCAGUUUUUACUGGAGCCAAUCACCUGCCAUGCGUGGAACAGAGACCGGACCCAGAUUGCCAUUAGCCCCAAUAAUCAUGAAGUCCACAUCUACAAGAAGAGUGGGAACCAGUGGGUGAAGGCUCAUGAGCUAAAGGAGCACAAUGGACACAUUACAGGAAUUGAUUGGGCUCCCAAAAGCGAUCGCAUCGUAACUUGCGGCGCCGACCGUAACGCCUACGUCUGGAGUCAGAAGGAUGGGGUCUGGAAACCAACCCUGGUGAUCCUGAGGAUCAAUCGUGCAGCCACCUUUGUGAAAUGGUCUCCCUUGGAGAAUAAAUUUGCUGUGGGAAGUGGAGCUCGCCUUAUAUCUGUGUGCUACUUUGAAUCUGAGAAUGACUGGUGGGUGAGCAAACACAUUAAAAAACCCAUUCGUUCCACUGUCCUUAGCCUGGACUGGCACCCCAACAACGUUUUGCUGGCUGCUGGAUCCUGUGACUUCAAGUGCAGGGUGUUUUCUGCUUACAUUAAGGAAGUUGAUGAAAAGCCAGCCAGUACACCGUGGGGCUCCAAAAUGCCUUUUGGGCAGCUGAUGUCAGAAUUUGGGGGUGCUGGAAGUGGUGGAUGGGUGCACAGUGUCAGCUUUUCUGCCAGCGGCAAUCGCCUCGCCUGGGUCAGUCACGACAGCACCGUGUCAGUUGCUGAUGCUUCAAAAAAUAUGAUGGUUUCACAGCUGAAGACAGAGUUCCUCCCACUCCUGAGUGUCUCCUUUGUCUCUGAGAACAGUGUGGUGGCAGCUGGCCACGACUGCUGCCCCAUGCUCUUUAACUGUGAUGACCGUGGCUUGCUGACCUUUGUUUCCAAACUGGACAUUCCAAAGCAGAACAUCCAGCGCAACAUUUCCGCCAUGGAGCGCUUCCGAAACAUGGAUAAAAGAGCCACUACGGAGGAUCGGAACACCACCUUGGAGACCCUGCAUCAAAACAGUAUAACCCAGGUGUCUAUUUAUGAGAUAGACAAACGAGACUGUCGUAAAUUCUGCACCACUGGCAUUGAUGGAGCCAUGACCAUCUGGGAUUUCAAGACCUUAGAGUCCUCUAUUCAAGGUCUACGAAUCAUGUAAGGAUGGAUUUCCAUGAUCUAGCAGGACAAACUGCUUGACAGAAUGCAGCUCCCACAUCUGCACAAACCUGAAAAGGGAGGAGGAAUGUGGAAUAUUUGGAAACACUGAGAAAAUACAGCUUGGCAGAUUUUUCUUUUGAAUCUAAAUUUGGUGAAUUGUGUUGGUUUCAGAAUCAGCUGUGAUUGGUUUUUUGUUGUUGGGUUUUUUUGUUUUUGUUUUUUUGGUUGUUUUUGUUUUGUUUUUUUUGUUGUUUUGUUUUUUGUUUUUUUAAUUUUAUUUUAUUUUUUUUUCGGUUGGUUGUUUCAUUCCAUUCUUUACCAAAGCUGCUCUUUAAGUAGUUUAUUGCAGGCAGUUAUGAAUCACUAACUUAAAAGGGGAAUUUUAUGUAAAUUGUCUGCUAGAAAUAAUAAUAAUAAUAAUAAAAAAGAGAAAAACUGA
Calypte anna (Anna's hummingbird) is the source of this 1793-nucleotide messenger RNA. RefSeq names its product actin-related protein 2/3 complex subunit 1A. The transcript is spliced from 10 exons. Gene Ontology annotation, cellular component: actin cytoskeleton; Arp2/3 protein complex. Gene Ontology annotation, biological process: Arp2/3 complex-mediated actin nucleation. Gene Ontology annotation, molecular function: actin filament binding. The record is from RefSeq and is a predicted model, not a curated record. Bases 243 to 1355 code for a protein of 370 amino acids. NCBI's taxonomy places the organism in Eukaryota, Metazoa, Chordata, Aves, Apodiformes, Trochilidae.